UCGUGGUAAUAUGAUUCAAAUCCUCUUAUGUACAAUACGGGAGUGAUUCGUAGGACGUCUUUAAUUUAACGAUUUCUGAAGAAAAGGGAAACAUCCUCGACUGUGAAUAUCGGAAAGUGGUAUGAUGUGAAUAGUUUGAUCCCGUUUACGAGUAAUCAGUCAAUUUGAUUGAAAAAUCAAGCAAAAUGGAAGUGAUAUACAAGAGUGAUCUUAAAUACAUUUUAUUAUUUUCUUCAAUGCUGCUACUUCUACUACUCAAGCUGGAUUUACCGGAUGUGAAAGAUUUUAGGAUUUAAUUUAAAAACGUAAACGUUUAGUGUCAAACAAGAAACUAUGAAAGACUCUAAGAUUUAAUUAAAGAACCAACCAACACAACAAAAACUAUGAAAAUCAAACUCUGUGAUAGAUAAAUCAUAACACAGAUACAAACAAAAUAAAAUGUCUCCAAGGCAAUGGCUAGCGCUGUUAGGAUUUUACACAGCCUAUUUAUUUUUCGGGGCCAGCGUUUUCUACUACACCGAAAAUGGAUACGAAACGCAACAGCGAGCUGUUGAAUUGCAGAAACGGAUUGAUAUAAAUGAGCUACUAGUGAAACACACAUCACCAAACGACGUAACCAUCCAAAAUGAAGUCUUAACAAAGGUAUCAAUCUACUGUAAGAAACCGGUCACCAAUCACACACUGGACAAAUACAUCGAUCCACACGUUUGGAGUUUUUAUCAUUCCGUUUUUUUCUCCUUUACCGUUUGCUCAACGUUAGGAUAUGGCAACAUUACACCGACACAUUCGUUCGGAAGAUACUUCAUGAUUGUGUAUGCACUGAUCGGAAUGCCAGUCAAUGCAAUUCUGUACACCUAUUUGGGUGAAUUUUUCGGAAAAACUUUCACUAGGAUCUACAAACGGUACAAGGCCUACAAAAUUGCCACAAACAAAAAUUACGUACCCCGACGAUUAGGCAUGAUUGCGCAAGUAUCGUUAUACCUUGUUCCUGCAUCAAUUGUGCUGAUAUUUCUGCCGUCGUGUUUAUUCACUUACUUCGAGGGAUGGACCUAUUCAGAUUCAGUGUACUAUUCAUUCGUAACCUUGUCAACCAUUGGAUUUGGGGACUUUAUUCCAACAUUCCAGCCGCAUCAGGAACGAGUUUUUGGAAUCUAUUUCCAAUUUUAUCAAGCAUUCGUCAUCAUUUGGUUGGUAUUUGGUCUGAGCUAUUUGCUGAUGUUAAUUGGUUUUAUUGCCAGAGGAAUGCGUAGCAAACGAAUUACUAGAUUGGAACACCAACUGUCGGAGAAUAUCAAACUUACACAAAAUAAAAUUUGGAGUGGAGUCACUAAAGACGUUAGCUACUUGCGUAGAAUUCUCAACGAAAUUUACAUGUUAAAAUUUAAGGCUGUCUACGAUGAGCCCGAUGACAGCCAAUCCCUAAACAACAACUUUCCACGAUCGGCAUCAUGUCCCUCAUUGCAGCUUUAUCGCACUAAUGUACUUUUGGAAUUCGAAAGAAAACGUACCUUAUCCGACUACCACGUCUACGAUUCCGACAAUCCAACAUUGUUGAGCCGUCAUUCCGAGUCGGACCUGUUCAGAAUCAACAAAACGAAAACAUUUCGCGAAAAGAACGAACUGCCUUUUGAUACGGGAGAGAUGUUGGCUAGAGUGGUUCGCGCAUUGGGUAAUAUUACCGCUGAUGAUGACGAAUGCAACGAUAGCGACAUCAUACAGGACACUGAAACAAUGACGUCGGCUAUAUCGGUUAAAUCGAGUGAACAUGAGUAUUCCAUACCACCGGCGAAGCCAAGAUCUCGAGCGGUGUCUGCCUAUCGAAAAUCGUCGAUUAUACCGUUUGAAUCGGCACACAAAUGGACAUGGAACGGAACUAAUGCUCAAAUUCAAGAGUUCCGGAACAUGCGUCACAAAUUGAAUAUUAAAGAAAAGGAAAUUGUUCCGAACAACAAUCUGACGUGCUCCGUGAAAAUAGACGAACCUUGCACGAAACCAUUACUUCCGAGAUUUAAUCCGACCACCAAAACCGAUCAGUUGCCGAAAAUUACAGUUGGUCAUCAUCAGAAACGAUACUCGAUUGUUGGCCAAGAGCAUUUGCCUCUAAAGCGAAGACCUUCGCGGAUUGGUUACUUGAAACCGCUACCGAAUUCUUCCUCUCGACGUCCAAGCAUUUUCGACUUUCAAGAGAAUCAGGCCGACAAAAAUUUAUUGGAAAAUACGACCAUAGCCGAUUUGAUACGGGUAUUAGAAACGGCACACACAUUAAACAAUUCGUGCAAUGAUCCGGCUCUGCAAGAACUACUCGGUGUCAGUCCGAAACAAUCUGGCAAUCGAAGAGCUUCGAUGUAUCCUCGGUAUAGCGAACAACAUCCGAUGCGCCCAUUGAUAAAUGGAAAAUCUUCAACUCACCACUACGACCACUUGCCGUUGCCACAGCCCGAUCCCAGCAAUUUCGCUCAAAGACGAUUCAGUGUGCACCCAAACCCGUCAAGACGUUCGUCGUUCUCAAAUAGUGCAGUCACAACAUCGAUAAAACAACGCAGACAAUCCAUGCGGCCCAGCCAUUGGUUAAUGCACAAUAACAAUUCGACCGAUGUAACAGAAGUUACCGGUAGAUUUACGGUUUCGAAGCGGUUGAGACCGACGAAUAGCUUUCGAAUGCAAAACAAUUUUUUGAGGCGCACAGUGGCCCAGGCCAGCCAGAAUAGCCUCUCUGAAUUGAACGAGAAAUGCGACGACAGAAUUGUUUGAAUAAAUAAAUAGAAAUGAAAAGUGAGAGAAUUUCCCGUCGUUUCAAUUGCAGAAGAUCCAGUCUUGUUAUUCGAUUAAGAAUUACGAGGAAGGACUGCGUGAUUCUGUUCCUUUCUACGUCUG
This is a messenger RNA of Bradysia coprophila, 2874 nucleotides long. RefSeq names its product open rectifier potassium channel protein 1-like. Gene Ontology annotation, biological process: stabilization of membrane potential; potassium ion transmembrane transport. Gene Ontology annotation, molecular function: potassium ion leak channel activity; outward rectifier potassium channel activity. The record is from RefSeq and is a predicted model, not a curated record. NCBI's taxonomy places the organism in Eukaryota, Metazoa, Arthropoda, Insecta, Diptera, Sciaridae. Gene Ontology annotation, cellular component: plasma membrane.